Kockovaella imperatae is the source of this 946-nucleotide messenger RNA. RefSeq lists its product as hypothetical. The coding region runs from base 167 to 724 and encodes 185 amino acids. The record is from RefSeq and is a predicted model, not a curated record. The transcript has a single exon. NCBI's taxonomy places the organism in Eukaryota, Fungi, Basidiomycota, Tremellomycetes, Tremellales, Cuniculitremaceae.
CCAAAGCGCUCUCGAGCUUCGUCGACUGAAUCCAUAGGAGAAGGCUCCCGCGACGUUCACGUCUCAGUGCCCCAGCCCAUAGCCCUAGCUCCAGAUCGCUCUUCCAGCCAAGAAACAAAUCAAUCUAGCUCUUUCCUCAGCGCAGGGAGAAGAUAUAGAGCGCGAAAUGGCCAAUGGAAUGGAGACUCAAGGUCCAGCACUCGAGAUCGAGUUAGAGCAGACACUUCGAGUUCACAAACCCGCUCACAAAGCUUUGACAAUUGCUCACUCUUCACUUCGACUGACGAACGACGAUUGCCGAGUGCUCAAACCAAACGUAAACGGACGAGGCGCUUUAUCCCUCGACCUGACAUUACCUCUACCUAUAAGAGGACACCGUCGCCGGACCUCGCAGAAGAGGGCAACACUCCACAGCAAGAUACCCGGCUUCUUCUACCUUGUGGCCCACUCCUCCUGCAUACAUCACAGAGCGGUACAUCAGUCAAUCUCGAUGAACGACUUGUUUUGCCGUUCAACGACACAGGGGGUGAUUCGGGCGAAGAGACCUCAGCGACUCUCGGGUCCUCUCAUUCGGCCAGCAGGUGUUCAUCGUCAAGCAAGAGUCAGGUACCAAUGCGACGGAUCAAGAAAGAUCAAGGUGACGAUGGUGAGCACAUUAGAGGCCGAAGGGAUGUCAACGCGCAUUCAAUCAACGAUGACGGACAAGAGGACUCGGCGAGCUUAGCUCCUACAUCGAGAUGAUUCGGAAGAAGUGGAAGAACCAGUGGAAGUCAAGUCGGUCGAUCGGCUCCUGCCAUGAUAAGCCACGAAGCUCGUGCUGCCGUUCAGCUCAGGCCGAAACACAGGCACUGAGGACCUGGAAUCAGAUGUACGGAUGGGAAGACGAUGAUCAUGUCAGCGAAGAAUCGGAUGAUGAUGACUGUAAAUAUUGGGUUGUUAUACUGGA